Physcomitrium patens is the source of this 2907-nucleotide messenger RNA. RefSeq names its product protein JINGUBANG. Lineage: Eukaryota; Viridiplantae; Streptophyta; Bryopsida; Funariales; Funariaceae. The record is from RefSeq and is a predicted model, not a curated record. Gene Ontology annotation, molecular function: protein binding.
CCACAGCCUAGUUGUGAAUCAUAUGAUUACAACAUUUAUAUAAGCCAAUUGCGGCGAAUAUUUUACAAGAGAGUGCUACACCGAAUUGGCUCUAAUGGGUUCUGGUGUGAACGGGUAGAAGUAUUGGUUUUAAAUGUGUUCGGUGCGGAUGCAUGUCAUAUUUACACGACAGCACAUGAUUCUAGGAUGCACAGAAAACGCUGUCAGGAAGAGAGGGGUUUAGAUUUGGGUGUUCGAGGAUUGCAUGAGUUUCAAGGCACGUCACGUUUUCACUGAAACACUGCGGACAUUUCGUGAAGCUGACCACUGAGGCGCUUUGAAGUUUAAUAGGCUACUGUUUUUCGAAGCGGCAGAUUUUUAUGUGGCUCUUUGGCCGGUAGACGUUGCAAGAAACUAAACUGAUUCAUUGAGAAGUUCACAACAAAGACACAAUCUGAAGACAGAAGAUAGAUGAAUACUAAGCAUGUUUGUUUCAGUUUGAGAGAGCUGGAAGAGUUGAAUCAAGAGUUAGAGCUGUGUUGGGGUGUAGGCCAAGGUAGUAAUUGCUGUCGAAAGCCCCAGUUCAUUUGAUAGCUACUAGUGGUGGGCUAUUUUGGAACCGCUUCAUAGUGGGCCUCCGGUUACGCGUUCCAGUUGGUACGCGCCCCGGUCGGUGCUCGUAUCGCUUUGAUAGCUAGAGGUACUAAUCAGUUCCAAGGAUUUGUAUGAUGCGCCGCAAAAAAUCACCUUUGUGAAUGUAUCGGCUUUGCAUUGUGGAGUUCACUUUUUACAAGGUUUUUAUUCUGAGAACAACAGGGAUAUUUCUCUCGUAGAAUUCAAACUACUUCUUUGGAUUGUUGAAGAAUCGGUUUUCGUAAUCUCUGGCGUAUUCCAGAUUUGUAGUCUGCAUUCAGAUCAUCCAAUUUUCUCUCACGUCAACCCGAGAAUCAUCGCGUACAGUACCUAUUUCAGUGAAGAAACAUGGUAUUACUAAUCAGACUGGCUGGUCAAGACAGUAUGGACUCCCGAACAAGCACGUCGAGCUCGGAAGCUAGGACUAGUACGAGCAGCUGGCCUGUUAGCCGCGGAUCCCACAGAUGUUUGACAGUUCUACAUGGUCAGGAUAUGCAUGUCGUCGCGCUCGCCCUGUCAGAAGAGUUUCUCUACGCAGGCUCCAACAAAGGUGACAUUCGAGUAAGGGAUCACUCCAACAUGGAAGAGGCACCAAGAUUCGGACGUGGCAAAGCGGCGGUGAAAUGCUUAGUUGUUUACGAUGACGAAGUCAUCAGUGCGCAUCACGACCACAAAAUUAGAGUGUGGCGUCGUUCGAAGAACGAUCCCAAACAGCAUAAGUUGGCUACCACGUUACCAUCCGUUAAAGACUACAUGAUGAACUUCUUGCCCCCGAAGAACUACGUCCAGGUUCGGCGGCAUCACAAGGCUCUUUGGAUUAACCAUUACGAUAGCAUUACAUCCCUUGUAGUUGGCAAUGGCGUGCUGUACUCUAGUUCCUGGGACAGAUCGGUGAAGGUAUGGCGCCUAAAAGAUUGGAAGUGCCUAGAGUCGCUCAAUGAACACAUUGACGCGGUAAACGCGCUUGCGAUAGAUAGGCAAAACAACCUUCUCUACAGCGGCUCCACUGACACCACCAUUAAAGUGUUUCAGAAACAGGGAAUAGAAAGCAGCGGCAAGCAAUGUCAACACAUACUACUCGCUACCUUACAAGCUAAGUCACCCGUGAACACUCUUGCACUGAGUCCAGACGGAAAAGUUCUCUACUCAGGCCACAGCGACCAGACAGUGACUGUGUGGAAGAUCAAAGAGGUGAACGGCAUCAAACAGUACAACGCGGUUGGCGCAUUGCCAGGCCACAGGAUGUCCGUUCUGUGUCUGUGCACAUUGUCGAAUCUGGUCAUCAGCGGCUCAUCGGACAAGACCAUAAGGGUAUGGAGAAGAAACGACGACGGCCUUCAUUCUUGUGUAUCUGUGAUGACCGGACACACUGGCCCUGUGAAGUCGCUCUGCGCUGUGCCAGCCUUAGGGUCGGGGGUUAUGGUCUACAGUGGAAGCAUGGAUGGCGAUGUUCGUGUGUGGUGGGUUCCGGAAAACGAGCAGGACUGCCCCUCCUCAGACGAGACUAGCUCCCCAAACAGCCCUUUGGUCGUGGACUGGAGGCCGUCGAAUGCAUGUAUUAAGGAUUUAGCAAGAUCUCCCUUGCGAUUCUGAGAACCAGAUGGGAUUCAGUGCAGCAGUUACACAUUCGACACCACUUGGUCUACUUUCUGGUUCAAUCAAGAUCGAGCAAACCCCUGCAUCGCCAGCUUUCCGGCACAAGCUUGGAUAUCAGGAGCUGUCACAACCGAUUGCGCCGUAGCCACAAUUAUACUGCAAGGUAUGCUUCGAUCGCGACUAGAAAUGCUGCUAUGAGCUCACCGCGAUCAUCCAGACAUACGUCCUCGGCUCCUGCUAUUACUUUCGAUAAGCCAAUUAUCGUCCAAUUGCACGAAGUGGUUUGAACGAUAUUUCCUGCAUUCCUUGAAGGUAAUCGCAUCACAUUGUCCGUCGAAGGAAGUUUCUAUUAACGAAAAAAAUGAAGAGUCCUCGAGCAAGGUGGCAAUGUAGCACUGAAAGAACAGUCGAUGUAUUCCAUGUCAUCAUGCUUAUUUUACUGAUAAUUUAUUUGUAUUCUAGGACAGAAGUAGAAUGUCUACUUUUAUUGUCGGCUCAUACAAAAUUACAACUGAUGAUCAGAUUGGCUCUGGUCUGCCCUUCAUCACUACUCAUAUUUGUUGUUUUCCAACAGAGGAUUAUUUCCUACAUGAAAUCAGUUGGGACUGUAUGUGAUGGUUACUUGCUGAUACCCUCAGCUUGAGAAACAAGUUUUCUGAGUAUCCCCACUUACGCAAUUUGGGAAGCGUCACAUUGAUA